Molecule: messenger RNA, 1368 nt
Organism: Harmonia axyridis
Lineage: Eukaryota; Metazoa; Arthropoda; Insecta; Coleoptera; Coccinellidae
Exons: 2
Coding region: 161-754 (197 amino acids)
Source: RefSeq, a predicted model, not a curated record
CCGAUGUCCAAUAUGUUGGACAUCCAGAUUCAAGCCUAUUAUUAAUAUUGUAGUGAAUUUACGACAGUAAAUCCUUCGGUCCAACGUAUUGGAUGAAUUUACGAACGCGUUGCAUGCCCAGCUGUUUUGCUGUUAUGCCACAGUGCGCUGUUAUUUGUUUAUGAAAAUUUUGUUCAUGAUGGCCGCCUUUCGUCCUACAACUAUUGACUCGAUUUUCGGGACGAAAAAACGACUGAGAUUUGGAGUAGACGAUGAAAAAAUCGAACAACUUCUGGAUGCCGACUGUUCAGACUUAGAAUUAAAUGAUUUUUCUAAUGAUGGAGUUGAUUUCGAGAUUCAGCAAGAUAUCCAGGAAAUUGAGGACGCUCCUGAGGACAUUUUGUCUGAAGAAGAUUCUGAUGACGAGCCGCUAAGUGUGAUUAGAGAAAGGAUAACUACUGAACGGGUUUAUAACAGAAACCGCAUGAAUUGGAAAAUAUUGAAAAACUUUAUUCCACCAAACUUCGUGUUUGAAGAACCUGUUGACAACGUCGAAUCUCGCAGAGAUUGGAAAGUUCAGGACUAUUUAAAAAUGUAUCUGGAUGAUGAGAUUCUCCAGAAUAUUUGUGAUUGCACGAAUGUGAAAUUUUUGGAAGAGAAGGGAAAAUCAAUGAAUCUGAUAUUACCAGAAAUUAAAAAGUUUAUAGCUAUUACAAUUUUGAUGUCAUGUUUGAAAUAUCCCCAAGUAAGAAUGUACUGGGCAAAAACAACUUAAGUUAGUGCAAUAGCUACUGCAAUGACCAGGGAUCGAUAUUUCUUGAUUAGGAAUAACCUGAAAGUAGUGAUCGAUAACAAUGUCACUCCUCAAGAAAAAACGCCCGACCGCUUGUACAAGAUUCGUCCUCUAAUUGAUCGUAUUCGGAAGGGGUGUUUGAUGUUACCGAGAUACUCAGAAGUUGCCAUCGAUGAACAAAUGAUUCCCUUCACUGGAGUUUGCAGAAUGAAGCAAUUUAUUAGAGGUAAGCCUAAUCCUGAGGGACUGAAAAAUUUUGUUUGUGCGACCCCUGACGGGCUUAUUCUCGACUUUGAAAUUUAUCAAGGAAAAAACACUUUUUUACAUGAGAAAUCUAAAAAUCUAGGAAUCGGCCCUUCAUCUGUUAUCAGAUUAACUGAAACCUUGAAAGAAGGAACGCAUAUUUUCAUUGACAGAUACUUCACCACAAUACCGCUUCUGGAAUACAUGUUGGAAAAAAAGAUGACAGUCACCGGUACAAUAAUGAAAUCUAGAAUUCCCAGGAGUGUGCAUUUAACACCUGAAAAGACAAUGGCAAGACUUGGGCGAGGUUCUUCAGAAAUGUCAGUUAGGGCAGACGGAAAAAUUUCGGUGGU